This is a messenger RNA of Lacerta agilis (Sand lizard), 1728 nucleotides long. RefSeq names its product organic solute carrier partner 1 (gene OSCP1). Gene Ontology annotation, cellular component: plasma membrane; cytoplasm. Gene Ontology annotation, biological process: transport. The record is from RefSeq and is a predicted model, not a curated record. The transcript is spliced from 11 exons. NCBI's taxonomy places the organism in Eukaryota, Metazoa, Chordata, Lepidosauria, Squamata, Lacertidae. The coding region runs from base 89 to 1291 and encodes 400 amino acids.
CGCUGCCAUCGUAACUGCAGCCGCAACCAGAGUCGCAGCCACAGCUUGUCUCCUGGACGGAACCCGGCCGUGUGCGGUUCCCGCGGCCAUGUCGCUGAGGACGCUGCCGUUGCUCGUCCUCAACCUGGGUGGGGAGAUGCUCUACAUCGUGGACCAGCGGCUGCGCGCGCAAAGCAUCCCGGGAGACAAGGCGCGCCAAGAUGAAUGGACUGAUGUGGACAGGAGACGAGUUAUGAAUGACAUCAUAGGGGGUAUAUUCAAUAAAAAGUUUAUGGACGAGCUGUUUAAGCCGCAGGAGCUCUAUUCCAGGAAGGCCCUGAGGACAGUUUUUGAGCGUCUGGUUCAUGCCUCAAUCAUGAGACUGAAUGCACCCAGUAUGGAUAAGCUCUACGAUCUAAUGACCAUGGCAUUCAAGUACCAAGUUCUACUCUGCCCUCGUCCCAAAGACCUUUUACUCAUCACUUUCAACCACCUGGAUGCUAUCAAAGAUUUCAUUUAUGAAGCACCCAAAACUCUGGCCCAGGUUGAUGCAACCUUUAGGAAACUCAUUGAUACAUACGGCUCUCUCUCUGCUGGCGAACUUCAGCUCAUCCGGCAGACAUUGCUCAUCUUCUUCCAGGACAUACACAUCAGGGUUUCCAUCCUCCUCAAAGAUAAAGUACAGAACUCAAAUGGCCAUUUUGUACUGCCAACCUCUGGUCCAGUUCCUUGGGGAACAGAGGUUCCAGGGCUCAUCAGACUUUUCAACAGUAAAGGGGAUGAAAUUAAGAGGACUGAGUUCGUCAGUGGUGGAAAUUACCAGCUUCCAUAUCGAGAAGGCUCAUUCGACCUCUAUGGAGACAGAGUAAUCAAAUUGGGAACAAACAUAUACAGCAUCAGUCGGCCUGUAGAGACAGACAUGUCGGGGGCAGCCAAAAAUUUGGCAUCUCGUGUAAAGGAGAAUACUGCUCCAAACCCUCUGGCUAAAGAAGAGCUGAACUUCUUGGCCAGACUCAUGGGAAGCCUGGACAUCAAGAAGCCUCUUGGCAACGAGGCUGGUUUCCGGCUGAAUCUCUUCACCACAGAUGAGGAGGAAGAACAUGCUGCACUGACCCGUCCAGAGGAAUUAUUGUAUCAAGUUAUCAACAUACAAGCAGACAAGGACCCUCAACGGAAUGAGGAGCUGGCUCGCAUCAUGGGAGAGUUCGAGGUCGCAGAAGAACCAAAGGAGAGGAUCAGCAAGGGUGCUGACUUGUUGGCAAUGAUGGAUGAGCUGGAUGCUGAGCAUGAAUGCAAGUCUCUCCCAUCUUGAGGUGGAGAGCAUCUGGCAGUCAGCCUGCUGUAGAACAGAGCAGUUACCAAGACCAUCCAUUUUUGUUGGGGUCACUAAGGCUGGAUGUUGCUUAGAUGUGUUUGACGAAUUCUGUCUCUGGCUUUGGUGAAAUGGGGUCAUGGUCAAAAAGCAGCUUCAUUCCUGUGCUAAUAAGGACCUAGAUUGUGCCUCCCAGGGUUAAAAGCUGGAGCAUCUGGAAAGAAAGUGGGCAUUUAUGUCCUGUGUGCAUACACAGAUUCCCUCUAUAGGCUUCCUAAUUAAAGGUCCAAACUGUGUUAUAUCACUAGUUAAGUUUGUGAGUGUGUUAUAACACGAGCAGAAAGACCAGUUCCUUCAUUUUGUUUAUGGGGACCAAGUUUUUAAUGGUGUUGCAACCAAGGUCUUUUUAGUUGCAGCAAUAAAGACCAGAAACAAGA